Elephantulus edwardii (Cape elephant shrew) is the source of this 522-nucleotide messenger RNA. RefSeq names its product ubiquitin-60S ribosomal protein L40-like. Gene Ontology annotation, biological process: modification-dependent protein catabolic process; protein ubiquitination; translation. Gene Ontology annotation, cellular component: cytoplasm; ribosome; nucleus. The record is from RefSeq and is a predicted model, not a curated record. Bases 1 to 522 code for a protein of 173 amino acids. The transcript has 2 exons. Gene Ontology annotation, molecular function: structural constituent of ribosome; protein tag activity; ubiquitin protein ligase binding. Lineage: Eukaryota; Metazoa; Chordata; Mammalia; Macroscelidea; Macroscelididae.
AUGGUUGCUGCUGCUGCCAUAGGUGUAACCCGAGCAAGAAUGUCUGGUCCCAAGGGCGGCCGAGCGGCAGACGCAAAGAUUCAGAUCUUUGUGAAGACCCUGACUGGCAAGACCACCACUCUUGAGGUCGAGCCCAGUGACACCAUCGAGAAUGUGAAAGCCAAAAUCCAAGACAAGGAGGGCAUCCCUUCUGAACAGCAGUGUCUGAUAUUUGCGGGCAAACAACUAGAGGAUGGCUGUACACUCUCAGACUACAACAUCCUGAAAGAGUCCACCCUGCAUCUGGUGCUGCGUCUGCUUGGCGGCAUUAUCGAGCCUUCCUUGCUCCAGCUCACCCAGAAGUGUAACUGCGACAAGAUGAUCUGCCGCGAGUGUUGUCCUCACCUGCAUCACCGUGCUGUCAACUGCCGCAGCUGCACACCAACAACCUCCCUCUUCACUGGCUCCCUUGUCUCUUGCAGGUGGCCUUCUUCCCAGCCCCAAGACCCUGGGCCCUCAAUAAAGUCUCUUUCACUGAACUGA